CAUUCUGGGAAUCCUGGCCCUGAUUGGUGCCAUCGUCGGACUCAUGUUGCCAGAGACGCUGGGCGCCAUUCUGCCGGAGACGAUCGAGGACGGAGAGAAUUUCGGCAAAGAUCAAUGUUUCUGGGAUUUCCCGCGCUGCCAACGACAGAAAGAAAUUGAGCCGGACACGGUGACGGCCUCCAGCGGCGAUUCGCUGCCGGUCGUUGCCGCCAUCGAUUUGAAUUUAAUUAGGGCGCCGUCCGAUCGGGCCAAUGCCCUGCGGACAUCUAUCCGCGGAGAGGCCUUCCGCUCCAGCCUGCUGACCCGCCAGCGUCAGCAGCGCCAGCUGGACCCCAACGACAAAAGCCACAAGACUAAUAACCCGGAAACAAUCAUCAGUUCCUCAUCAGCUCCUCCUCCCCGUCCGCCAAUCGAUUAAAAAAUUAUUCCAUAAAAAUGUUUCCCCAUUUUGUUAUAAAAUUUUCUCAUUCACG
Molecule: messenger RNA, 473 nt
Organism: Daphnia pulicaria
Lineage: Eukaryota; Metazoa; Arthropoda; Branchiopoda; Diplostraca; Daphniidae
Product: carcinine transporter-like
Exons: 2
Coding region: 44-418 (124 amino acids)
Source: RefSeq, a predicted model, not a curated record